This is a messenger RNA of Macrosteles quadrilineatus (aster leafhopper), 638 nucleotides long. RefSeq names its product 40S ribosomal protein S10-like. The coding region runs from base 116 to 601 and encodes 161 amino acids. Gene Ontology annotation, molecular function: structural constituent of ribosome; RNA binding. The transcript has 5 exons. Lineage: Eukaryota; Metazoa; Arthropoda; Insecta; Hemiptera; Cicadellidae. Gene Ontology annotation, cellular component: cytosolic small ribosomal subunit. The record is from RefSeq and is a predicted model, not a curated record.
UGUCUCUGCCUACACUCUCUGCAGUCUCUGCUCUGUUGCUCUGUUACUCUGUUAUUCUUCUUCUUUAGGCUAGUCUUUUCCGGUUGCCUUGCAUGAGAUUCUAGACGUUGUCAGAAUGUUGAUGCCAAAGAAGAACCGUGUUGCGAUCUAUGAAUACCUCUUCAAAGAGGGUGUCAUGGUUGCCAAGAAGGAUUUCCAUGCACCAAAACAUCCAGAACUUGAGACCAUCCCUAACCUUCAAGUCAUCAAGGCUAUGCAGAGCUUAAAAUCCAGAGGCUAUGUGAAUGAACAGUUUGCAUGGAGGCACUUCUACUGGUACCUGACAAAUGAAGGCAUCAGGUAUCUCAGGGACUACCUCCAUCUGCCAUCUGAGAUUGUACCAUCGACACUGAAGAGGCAGACUCGUGCGGAGACAGCGCGGCCGAGACCUGCGACUACACGCGGAGAGGCUAGACCUCGUGGAGGAGAGGACAGAGAUGCGUACAGACGAGCGCCCGGCGGCAGUGGCGACAAGAAGGCUGAUGUCGGCCCUGGUGCUGCUGAGAUGGAAUUCCGCGGUGGUUAUGGCAGAGGAAGAGGCGCAGCCCCACCUCCUCAGUAAUUUUAAGGUUAUGUGAAAUAAAACCAUUUUAUUACUA